Messenger RNA from Lathyrus oleraceus (garden pea), 717 nucleotides. RefSeq lists its product as uncharacterized. The record is from RefSeq and is a predicted model, not a curated record. Bases 1 to 717 code for a protein of 238 amino acids. The transcript has a single exon. NCBI's taxonomy places the organism in Eukaryota, Viridiplantae, Streptophyta, Magnoliopsida, Fabales, Fabaceae.
AUGGUUUUAGUCAAUAGAAACCAGGAUCCCGACCAUGUGGUCAGGCAAAUUCGACAAGAGGAUGCAGCUGGGGAACAAAACCUAGAGGCUAUUGUCGAACGGAUCAUAAUGCGAAAUAGAAUAAGCCCAGGCCUACAGAGGCCGACAUACUCUUCAUCUUUACCAGACUCUGUCUUACAGACAGAACUUCCUAGGGGGUGGAAAGUUCCGAAAUUCAUAAAGUUCGUCGGGGAUACCGAGGAGUCCACCGUCGAACAUGUUGCCAUGUAUCAAACCGAAGAUAUCGACAUAGCGAAUAAUGAGGAUUUGAAGUUAAAAUACUUUCCAAGUUCUCUUACAAAGAACACGUUCACAUGGUUCACAAUGCUACCUCCACAAUCAAUCCAAACAUGGACGCAAUUGGAGAGAUUGUUCCAUGAACAAUUUUACAUUGGGCAGUCGAAGAUUAGCGUGAAAGAACUAGCCAACGUCAAACAAAAAACUGCUGAGUUAGUUGAUCUGUACUUAAACAGGUUUAGACUAUUGAAAGCGCGAAGAUUUACUCAAGUCCUUGAGCAUGAGUUAGUUGAAAUAGCAGUCGAGGGUUUAGAUUAUUCUAUAAGGAAAAAAUUGGAUACUCAAUAUCUCAGAGAUAUGGCGCAAUUGGCUGACAGAGUUCAAUGCAUCGAACGCCUGAAAGCUGAGAAGACCAAAACUAGUCGAUAUCAUAAGAAAUAA